Messenger RNA from Siniperca chuatsi (mandarin fish), 4565 nucleotides. It is a transcript of the gene vma12, whose product is annotated as transmembrane protein 199. Gene Ontology annotation, biological process: vacuolar proton-transporting V-type ATPase complex assembly. NCBI's taxonomy places the organism in Eukaryota, Metazoa, Chordata, Actinopteri, Centrarchiformes, Sinipercidae. The record is from RefSeq and is a predicted model, not a curated record. The transcript is spliced from 6 exons. Gene Ontology annotation, cellular component: endomembrane system. The coding region runs from base 714 to 1313 and encodes 199 amino acids.
UUCUAACAGUGAUUAAAAACAUUGUGAGGUUUUCCGCUUGCUUACAUUGUUAUCAUUAUCUGACAGUGAGCAGUGACGUUUUCAUUGAUCCAGUUAAACCGUGAGCAAUAAAUAAGUACUGAUGUGACACGGGAUUUGAGUGAAACAACAGGCUGCAAAAACUAAACUACUUUUGUUUACAUUUUCGUUUUGUUUCUCACCCCUUUAUUGCCCGUCGCGCCUGUUAACAUCCUCCACUCUUGGCUUUAGGAGCUUAUGAGGAGACCAUGAAAGCACCAAAUGAGCUCACGUGUACUGUAGCACGCAACAUUUGAGUUGAAUACGGAAUAAAACAUUAUUGUCAAUUUAUCAUUAACAGUAACAGUUUACAAAUAUUAUUAAUGAGAUUUGGCAAAAAUGCGCAAUUUAAAAUACAUUUUCACACAGUUGGUCAUGUGAGCGAGAGGCGAAUGCGUCAUUGUGUCACAAGGCAAACAACAUGGCUGCUUACUUGGUUUUAUUCACCCCUUAGCUGUUGUUAGCUGUUAAACGCUGAAUUUCAAUGUAUACUAAUGAUAAAAAACAGUUAAAGAUAGUUGUGGCGCCUUUUCUUGUAAGCAUAUGUACACUGGCACCUCUUGCUUGACUGGAAACAAGCUUGACAAAAGGUAGGCUAUAUUUAUCUAGAUUAUCUAGCUGCGUCGCACAAAAUCAGAGUCAGUUGGAUUAAAACCAUGGCUUCGGCAUUUGUCGUCGGGGAUACAUUCAGAAAUAAGGUAACGGAGUUAUUAGAAAAGCCUGACUCGUCUCUGCCUCAACGAUUGAGAGAAGAACUGGAGGAGACUCUUGCAAAACCAGAACCAACAACUCUGUCCUUUAGUACAGCGAGAAAACUCAAGAAAUGCCUUCAGGACGAAGGGCAUCCUUUCUACCUGCAUGAGUUGUUGGAGGAUAGCUCACUGCACCUUCCUGAGGUCGUGAAGCCUCCCAGAAACCCCGAGCUAGUGGCACGUCUAGAGAAGAUCAAAGCCAAACUGGCCAAUGAGGAAUACAACAGAAUCACACGUAAUGUCAACACUCAGGAAAUCAGCCGCAAUGGAACAUUAGCAGAUUUUGGACGGCAAAUGCAGUCAGUGAAAGCAUUGGUGGUGACCAUAUUCAACUUCCUGGUCACAGUCGUUGCUGCUUUUGCCUGUUCGUAUAUGGGAAGUCAGUACCUGUUCACUGAUACUGCAGCGCGAGUAAUAUCAGCUGUGAUCGCUGCGUCUGUAGUCGGGCUUGCUGAGCUGUACGUGCUGGUCCGGACCAUGGAGGGAGAACUAGGGGAACCAUAGCAGCUAUGCAAAACCAGCGAACUGUAAGCGCCCUCAAAGCAGAAUUCUGGCAGCCCCACCAAGCCUACUGAUUCAGAACAGACAUCUCCCUUUGCCGUGAAAACUUGUGGACUUUUUGCUUUUUAUUUGACGGGAAAAUUGGUGGAAUUUUUGAGUAAGGUAAAAAUUAGUGAACAUUUUCAAAUCAAUGACACUAGUAGCACUAAAUGGAAGCUGUAACAUUACAAGAAAGAAAAUUGGUUCAAAAUGACAGAAUAUCUGUUCUUUGACUUUGUCAAAUACUACAGCUUUAUCUGACAUUCCACCUGCUCAGACUUUUUUAUUUAAUCAAAAUACGAGUGAUAUUUAUUUAGUUAUUUUGUAUUUCAUAUUUUUCCUCCAUCCUCUUUCUCAUUGGCACUGCUCUAUAACAAUCUGUUCAUUUACCUAUGAUUCCUUCCAUUCUGUUCUCAGAUGUAAUCAUAUUUUUGUGUUCAAUAAAAUCAUCAGCACUAACUGAAGCUAAUACAUAAAGCUGACAAUCCUCCAGUUAGUGUUACCUCCCCCGAUAAAGUACACUUUCCUCAUCCGCACUUUGUACAUGUUUCUUCAGGAGAUAUGGAAACACUAUUGUGAGGACACUUUGGAACUUUAAAUAUUACUUCACUGCAAGUUACUGCUUUUAGUUUGAGAGCUAAAAUACCUAAAAAUGGCCCAUAAACGUAGAUGUAUAAAACAUUAAAAGGGUAAGGCUGGUGUUAUUCUAUAUUUUUCUUACAUGUCCUACACUGUCUGUGCCACUCAACCCCAAACACAUUCAUUUCUGCUAAAGACAAAAACUUAAGAAACGGGUCACAGAAGUUUCAUUUUUUGAAAGUCAUUUCCUAAAGCAGAUGGGCACUGUAGUUUUUAGCAAACGUUACUCAAACAGGAAGAAAUCGUGCGUUUGUUGGGGACUAUUUUUAGCCGCAGACUAAUAGCCCAUACACAUUUGGUGCUCUAGUGAGUAUUUACAGCAGCAAGACAGCACAUGUGGGAUUGAGUCGACAUAAACUGCAGUGUGUGUGUUCAUGGUAAUGAAGGAACAUGUCACUCAUUCAUGUGCCAUUAAAUUUCAUCCCCACAGGAUGAGUUGUAAUCACUUCGGUGAUCCCUAACUUUCCAUCUAGCGCCAUCAUCAGGCCAAAAUUGAAAUGUGUCCAAUACAUUGCUUUAUGACCGAAUACCUGCAAAACUCACGACAUUCCCAUCAGCCUCAGCUGUACUAAUGUGUUUAUUGCUAAUUAGUAAAUGUUAGCAUGCUAACAUGCUAAACUAAGGUGGGGAACAUUACACAAAGCUCUUCUGUGUCUAGCACAGCCUGACAGAGCAUGGCUUUAGACCAAGACUUGUUGGACAACAGUGGAGCUCCAUGGCACAGAGGAAUAAGAUAUACCGGCCUUUGGAUACGCACACAAUACUUGUUAUUUGGAUACCGGUCCGUUCAUUGUUGACAAUAAGCCAAAUACAGAAUAUCACCACCCGUAUCCUUUCAGCUGUGAUUUGAUAUGAUUUUCAUCAAUACUCAAAAUGUAAUGCUGAGCAGUAUUAGUGAUAGCCAGUUACUUUUUCCUUGCUUAAAUUGAUCCUGGAAGUUCAUUCUUGACCUUGGGAAGAGUAGUUUGACAAAUAGUAGUUUGUCAUUCUCAACUGAGCAAACUAUCCACCAAUGAAGACCUUGAGAUAUGGUUGAAAGCCCUGGAAAAAGGUUAUAAGUGGGCCUUGAGUGGAGUUAUUUUGUCACGUUGUUUGUUUUAUUUUGCUGUGUAGUUGCCCUUGUUUUGACUCUUCUAAAUAACACGCCAGCUGUGGCAUCAGUUAGUAAUGCUGUUAUUUUAUCAUCCAUCUCCACCUGACAGAUGUGGUAAUAAUCGUCUUCUGAUCUGUGCUUACUGUAUCUGGUUUGAAGUGAAUUAUAGAGCCACCCAACACAUGAAAAACAAGCGAUUACUGUACCCCAGAGGUACAGUAGCUGUGCUAGAAGAGCGAUAACACCUUGUAUUUUAUUUCAAAACAAUUCCAGUACGACACAGAAGAUCUGUUUUCUCUGAUCCCUUCUCCAGAUAUGAAUUCAUAUUUUUUUGUAAACUAUCAUAUCCUCUUCUUAUUAAGUCCUGUCAUAUCAGUGGGAAGAUUAAAAGAUGUAACUACAUCUGGAAUACAAAAAAAAAAGUAUCUUCCUAAGAUCUGAGAUUUGACACCCGGAUUAAAGGUUUAUUGAAAGAUUAUUCGGUAUUAAAGAUGAUUAUGAUAUGCAGAGGUCUCUGUCCAGCGCUGGACGAGCAGUGUGCGCUACUGUCUGUCAUAUUUGCCUCUGUAUUAUACCUCUCAUGUAAUAUUUCCAAACUUAAAUCCAGGCAGAAUUACAGAGCCUGUAAGCUGAUAGACCCUGAGCUCUGGGCUUUAAUUUAGUUCUUAUUUUUCAUUUUUCUUUCCUUCCCUCUGUCCAUCUAACCCUCCUGGUACUUACAGCACAGAGAGAUAUGAAAAAAAUAUAUAUUUUGACUUAGAAAAUAAUUAUUCCUAUCUUACCACAAGGAAUCAUUUUAAUCAUGAUGUUUUGAAAGAUAAUACCCGUGGGGUCGCAGCAUUAAACAUGCCAGGGUUCAGCUUAGAGAAGGAAAACAGGAGCUGGCAUCUGCGAGAAGAAUCCAUGUCAAGUACAUCAGUGGUUCCACUGGGAAGACAAGUUGCCGGGUUACUGAGUGAGCUGAUCUACGAAUCCUUCCAUUAGUCCUUUAUUUGUUUAGAAAACAUCAAAAUGAGACGAGAUGCAUGCAGGAACGAGUCCUGAGCAUAUAAAUGCUUGACUCUUGACCCUUUCGCAUUACUUAUUUGAAUUGCUUUGGCUCCGUGUUCACAACAGCUCAGUUUCAAUUAGCAAAACUCUGAACACAAAACGCUGCACUCAGAAUCUCAUAGAGCACACAAAUCAAAUUAGGUAAAACAUCCCACAGUACAUUUAUCAGGGCAGUACUACAUUGCCCGUAUAUGUUCAGCGCUGAGUUUGCAUCACUGUUGUUGGGAAAUAAAAAAUGCUGUCAAACAGUAGCCAGUCCUCAUCAAAGCACCAUCUGCAGUGGUAAUUUCCUCCAAAUGAUAGAAACAGCGAUGAGAAAGAAAUGUGACAUUCCAGCAGAAGUCAGUAUUUGAAAUAAUAUAGAGUAAGAAUGACUUUUGAAAGCUUUCAUUUUAUUUAUUGGAUAUGUUGUAUCGCUGUAAAUAAACAGUAGA